Molecule: messenger RNA, 2238 nt
Organism: Sungouiella intermedia
Lineage: Eukaryota; Fungi; Ascomycota; Pichiomycetes; Serinales; Metschnikowiaceae
Source: the annotation of a GenBank genome assembly
AUGGCAAAGACAAAAUCAAGCCUGAAGCUGACGUCGCUUUUCGACAUUCGUUUGAAGAACUUGGAACACGACGUGCUCGUGUUGAAGGGUAACGAGAACGAUGCUGGUUCCAGUUUUUUGAACGGAAACAUCUUGCUUUCUGUUACCGAACCAAUCAACAUCAAAAAGAUCUCCUUGCGCUUGUAUGGAACCAUCCGGUUGAAAUACGGCGAUAUAAACCCCAUCAAAGGUGGUGCACCCAAGCCUUCCCGGUUCGAGAAGAAAAUAUACGAACAUCAGUGGGACAGUAACGAGAUCUCGAAGUACAUGAAUAACAUGUACGAGAACUCAGUGGGUGCCAGCGGAACGACAUCUCCGCCUCACGAAGGUUCCAGACUGCCAUUGGCCAUGGCCAAAUCGUCAUCCAUGAAGGGCUCCACCACGUCGUUGAAGAAUUUAGGUUUGUCAUUCAGAUCGAAAUCUUCGACGUCAUUAUCCCAGCAUGGAUCCAGCACCAACCUCGCCCAUUCAUCUUCAACAUCGAGUUUAAAUCCCAAAAACGGCCACGUCCUUGUUCUGGGAAACUAUGAGUUCCCGUUCAGUGCCAUCUUACCCGGCAACAUGCCCGAAUCUGUCGAAGGUUUGCCUGGUGCUAGUGUGGUUUAUAAGAUCGAGGCCACCAUUGACCGUGGAAAGUUUCACAAUACCAUGGUCACCAAAAGACACGUGCGUGUGGUUAGAACUUUGACUACAGAUUCUGUCGAGCUCUCAGAGACCGUGGCUGUCGAUAAUACUUGGCCCAAAAAGGUGGAAUACUCAUUGAGUGUUCCUUCCAAAGCUAUUGCCAUCGGUUCAGGUGUUCCCAUCAGUUUCAUGCUAGUUCCUCUCUUGAAGGGCCUCAGAUUGGGUAACAUCAAGAUCCAAUUGGUAGAGCUCUAUUCAUUUGUUGGCUACAUUCCUCCCGCGCAUACAUCAGAGAGAAUUGUAGUGGAGAAAUCAUUACCUGCGCCAAAGGAGGACGAUCCUCACUACCAGAUUGACAGAUGGGAGGUUACAUCUUUCCUCAAGGUUCCUCCUAGUUUGUCCAAGUGCACCCAAGACUGUGACAUUCUUACCCAUAUUAAAGUUCGUCACAAGUUGAAGUUUGUGAUUGGGUUGGUCAAUCCCGACGGCCACACCUCCGAACUCCGAGCCUCAUUGCCCGUGCAAUUGUUCAUUUCGCCAUUUGUAACUGUCAGGGCUAGAGCAGAUGACGAAGACAUUGAUUCUGCUUCAGUAGACAGAGACAUACAUGGAGAUGAAGAGGAGGAGGUGUUAUUUGAAGCAGACCCCAGUAACCUGGCCGCCACCGGAAUGUCGCACGCUGAAAGCCAAGAGAGCGGAGUGUUGCAUUCCAACAAUCACUCGUAUUCCUCGUUCACUGGCCUUGUGGCUCCUCCUGUUUACGAACAACAUGUCUAUGACCAACUUUGGUCCGAUGUGACGCCAAUCGACUCUCCUUCCACGUCAGGAUCCGCCACACCACGCUCUAUUGCUAGUGGAAGAGGCAACGAUGUGCUGCAGUUCUCAAUGUCAAGUAUUGAUACAGCAAAGUUGACUGAGAACUUGAGACAGUUGAGCAUCCAGAGGCAGUUACAAGAAAACUUGGAAAGUGGCAGAAACUCUUCUGCUGCAUCUGUUUUACGCGACAGAGCCGUGUUCAACCUUAACGGAGACGAAGCAGAAGGCGACUACUUCUCCAAGGGCCGUCCAGUUCCUAACAGACAGGGUACUCUGACUCCUGGAGGAUCUCACAUGGCAUACAUCCCUGCCACACCAGGAAUCAUGUCUCCUCCAUUGCAUUUGUCGCGUGCUGGCUCAGAAACUGACUUGACACAGACAGACAUGUCCCGAGUUCCCUCAUACAACGAGGCAAUGAAGAGUAGUGUGGACGAUACGCUUUCUCCCACGUACAUACCACCACAGCCAGGUUCGGGAAUCAACAUCGAAGAGGUGAACCGCAGAUUCGAAGAACAUGCAUCGCGGUCCCCACCAGCUAACAACCUUUCCCGUAACAGACUGUUCUUGUCUCGUGGAUCCAGCUCCUUCAACUUGAAGAACAUGUCACGGUCGUCGUCCAACAAUUCCUCGCCAUCGAACUCACGCAGUGUUUCAGGCAACAACUUGUCGAGCCUCUCUGGUGAUAACGGAGGACUGUCGUCUAAGAGAUCUACUACACGGACCACCGGGUCAGCUACGUUUUCAAUGACACCAAUGUGA